This is a messenger RNA of Phragmites australis (common reed), 574 nucleotides long. Its product is annotated as large ribosomal subunit protein eL36x-like. NCBI's taxonomy places the organism in Eukaryota, Viridiplantae, Streptophyta, Magnoliopsida, Poales, Poaceae. Gene Ontology annotation, biological process: cytoplasmic translation. The record is from RefSeq and is a predicted model, not a curated record. Bases 71 to 406 code for a protein of 111 amino acids. Gene Ontology annotation, cellular component: ribosome; cytosolic large ribosomal subunit. Gene Ontology annotation, molecular function: structural constituent of ribosome. The transcript is spliced from 4 exons.
GCCCUCCGCUAGGGUUUCCCCUCGGUCGCAGCCGGUUCACUUCUCCCAGGUUAGGAAAGGGUCCGUCCUCAUGGCGCCGUCGCUGCCGAAGUCCGGGCUCUUCGUGGGCAUCAACAAGGGCCACGUCGUCACCAAGCGCGAGCUGCCGCCGCGCCCGUCCGACCGCAAGGGGAAAGCAACCAAGAGGGUGAACUUUGUCAGGAGCUUGAUCAGGGAGGUUGCUGGGUUUGCUCCUUAUGAGAAGCGUAUCACUGAGCUUCUCAAGGUUGGCAAGGACAAGCGUGCACUGAAGGUGGCCAAGAGAAAGCUUGGAACUCACAAGAGGGCAAAGAAGAAGAGAGAGGAGAUGUCGAAUGUCCUCAGGAAGAUGAGAUCGGCUGGUACUCACACUGAUAAGAAGAAAUAGAGUAUCUCAAAGGUCGUGAAGUUGACAGCAAUAUUCCGCUCUGGUGUCAGUUUUUCCUACUUGUAGAACCUGAUAGACUAUCUGUCAGCGAAACAUUAUGUUCAUGUGUCGAACCACCUCAUGAGUUCUUCGUCCAACUUUGAAUGCAUGGUUUGUCAAUUUGCUUCU